GUAUUUGCUUUUGAAAUUAUAUAUUUUAAUAUCCACCAUAAAUGACUUAUGAUAAAACAGUGUUGGUCACGGGAGGAGCAGGAUUUAUCGGGUCUAAUCUUCUCAGAUCAUUAAUCCAUAAGUACCCUUCCUACUUUUUCUUGUGCAUAGAUAAGUUGAACUACGCAUCAGUUGACCUCAAAACCAUCACUGCUACUAAUUUCAAGUUUGUCAAGUUGGACUUAACAAACUUACCAGAUGUCAAAAGUCUGCUUGAUGUGCAUAAAGUGACCGACAUUCUCAACCUUGCGGCUGAGUCUUGUGUUGACAGAUCAUUUGAAUCGCCUUUAUACUUCACCACCAACAACAUCCUCAGUACUCAAAACAUAUUGGAGUAUGUCCGAGUCAAUCCCCACAUACGUCUAGUUCAUGUAUCGACAGACGAGGUAUACGGAGAACAAUUAGACACCAAAAAGGUCGAUGAAACCGGUAAACUCAACCCCACCAACCCGUAUUCGGCUACAAAAGCAUCAAUAGACCUUAUUAUCAGAGCGUACGAAUAUUCAUUCGGCCUAAAAUCCACCAUCGUGCGGCCCAACAACGUCUACGGCCCCGGCCAGUACCCUGAAAAGAUCAUCCCGAUGGCCCUCCACAACCUUAAACUUGGAAACCCAAUCUUGCUACAUGGAGAUGGACAUCAUAAACGGAGUUAUCUUUACAUUAGUGACUUCAUCGAGGCGCUCGACCUCAUCUGGCACCUGAAUCUAUACGGCAUAUACAACGUGGGAUCUCCCCAUGAGAUUUCAAAUCUCGAGCUCAUCAGAUUGAUUUUGCAGCUUCUGCAAAGAAAAGAGCCAAUAGACACCUACGUCAAGUUCGUCAAGGACAGAAACUACAACGAUAGCAGGUACCUCAUAGACUAUAAGAAGCUUGGGGAGUUGGGGUGGCAGGCUCUGGUGGACUUGGAGACUGGUCUUAGUCAGUUGAUUUAGUUAAUUAACUGUUUUAUCUUGCUGUCAAAAUGCGGGUUCUUGAUGGGCAUAUCGAUUGAAUAAAACGGGUCUUUCAUCACGUAGUCGGAGUAGAGAACGUAUAGAUCUUUGAACAACUGGUUGGCGAGCUCAAGCUGGACGUUCAACUCGCCUCUACCCAAGUUGGUGGUAGGGAUGGGGCUGGUCACCACAAUAAACUUGAUCCCUGUCAACGUUUGAAACACGUACAAGUUGAAGUGGUCGGUCUCAAUACUCUGGAGGCCAGACUUGUUGGUGUUGGGGCCGCUCAAGCGACUGGCGGGGAUAUUGGUGGUGUUGGGAUCAUGGCUAUGGAUCAUGGACGUGGUGAAUCUGGAGGUGAUGGCGUGCACCCCGUGCAAUGUUCCCGCGAGAACCAAGUAGUCGUUGGCAGUGAGCUUGUUGACGCCUGGAUGUCGGUCAUUGUCGCUCUGAUAGAUCAAUCCACCUGCUUUAUUGAGAAUGUAAAGGGAGUACACUGCCAUUGAGGAAU
Messenger RNA from Yamadazyma tenuis ATCC 10573, 1482 nucleotides. Lineage: Eukaryota; Fungi; Ascomycota; Pichiomycetes; Serinales; Debaryomycetaceae. The record is from RefSeq and is a predicted model, not a curated record.